Molecule: messenger RNA, 990 nt
Organism: Brugia pahangi
Lineage: Eukaryota; Metazoa; Nematoda; Chromadorea; Rhabditida; Onchocercidae
Source: the annotation of a GenBank genome assembly
AUGCAAGCAAAUGAAUUAGCUAAGAGUGAUUUAUUCAGUGCAAUUCUUAUUGUUGUAAUUAUCAUAUCAGUAGCAGGAAUUAUUGUUGAAAUAUGGGUGAUAUUUAAGACAACAAAUCGUAUUUUAUUACAUCGAAAUACUCGAAUUUUAAUUAUCACACAUCAAUUAUGGCUUAUUCUUCAUUGUGCUGCAAGAAUAUUUGCCCAUUUGUAUGUGUUAGUGUUAUAUCAGAAAACAUAUACUGAUCCAUGUGGGUAUAUGGUUUACCCAUGGGAAUGUUUCAUGAUGCGAACACCAAUUACUUUAACAUUACUCCUAAAUGCUACAUCAAUACCGACAGUUGUAAUUGAACGAGCUCUUGCAACAUAUUUCUCUGCAAAAUAUGAAAAAUUUGGAAAAACUAUCGCUAUUGUACUUUUCAUAGCACAGUUAGCUAUUGGCUUUGGAAGUUUCAUUUUUAUUGUUAGCAAUUUCAAUUUGUUCGAUUCAAAAAAAGUAGUUUACUGUUCAACAGCAAAUGAAGGAAAUGCGCUAAAAUCAGCUAUCAUUUUUGGCUUUUAUACAAUCAUCGAUUUCAUUUCUGCUUUAACACUUCCAUUUUUAAUUUGCAUUAAUAAGAAAUUUCAUCGAAAUAAAAUUCAUGUUAACUUAUCACAUCGUUAUCAAAUUAUGGAAAAUAUCAAUUCUCUUCAAACAUUAUCACCAAUGGUAGCAUUUUACUCGAUAUUCCUAGCAAUUUUUAUGGGUGCAUUAUUUAUGCAUUUUGCAUUCCACUUCAAAUUUUCACCAAAACAAUUUGCUAUCUAUCUUGAAAGUACUCAGCAAACUCCGCUAUAUGCAUUAACCUUACCAAUUGCUAUAGUAUGGACAGAAAAAUAUAUCAGGAAAACUGUUCAGGAAAAUUGCCGGAAAGCUAUAGAAUUAAAGGGCAAUGAAGCAGCUAAUCAUUACUUUACAAUUUUCGAAAGACCUGCAGGAAAGAAUGCUUAA